AUGGGUUUUUCACUUGGAACAACAGCAUUGUCAAUGUUCUUUUUUGAGAAACCUGUUGUUUUUACUAUAAUUCAAAUAACAAUGAUCAUAGUUAAACCUGCCAAAUAUAAAUUGAGUGACCCGUUUAGGCCGAAAGAUACAUCGAAAUUAUCAGAGUCUAUAAUUAUGUAUUUCAAAUUGUUUCACAUAUUUUUAGGCAUCGAUCUUGGUGGAUUUCGUUACCAGAAUCGACAAGUCAAAUACGCUGUGAGAUUAAUAUCAUUGAUCCAGCCAUUAGCCAUUUAUGGUUUGUGUAUAUACGCUUUAUUAAAAAUUAUUGCGAACACUGAAUUCUUAUGGUACACUAUAUCCUUCACCGAAUAUGUAGCUAUGUCUGUCGCCAUUACGCUAUUCAGUAACGAAAUGACGUACUGCAAUUUUAUGAUUAAUUUAAAGUUCAUCGAUACAAAAUUGAAAAUUGGCGAUGAAUCGUUCAGAAUUGGAGUGAAGCUUAUAUCCAGUACUAUUCUCAUCGGAGUUACUAGAUGUUUCACGACGACGACUUAUUGUCUCCUUGGCUUCUGUGCAAAACCGACUGCAGCACAAAUUUUAUUCCAAAUACCGUGGCUCACGAUAGACUUAAUGCUUUUACAAUACAUGUUUAUAUUCUAUGCGUGCUACUGUCGCUUAGUGAAAAUCUUGAGAAUUUUGAAAAAGCGGAACACAGAUAUAGAGGAGAUGCGUAGGAUUUAUAAAACACUAGUUGACGUGUUGGAUAGAGCAAGAGCGCCAUUUGAUUUAGCGUAUCUAUUAGGAUUACUCUUUAGUAUACCAGAUGUGCUUUAUUCGAUCUAUGAGUCAAUAAUCAAGGUUGGAGAGAUAAACACCGCAAAAGCAUUAUCAAUGAGUAUAAUAUACAUUACGAACAUACAAUCACUGGCGCUGAUGUUUGCACCGGCUUUAACGGCUGGAUUCCUCCCAUCGUUGACGAUGAAAAUGAGGAUAAUUUUACAUGACAAACUAUUGGAAGAACAAGAUAAAAAAACGUAUCGCCACAUCGUGCUUUUCAUCAAAUAUAUCGAAACUUGCCCCUUGAAGUUAAAGGCGUGUCAGAUAAUACCUUUAGAUUUCAGUUUCCCGAUAAUUAUCCUUAAUAUAGUGGUGACAUAUUUGAUUGUGGCCAUACAGCUCACGCAUUUUUUGUAGUACCUAACAUUUGCUAUUACUCAUUAUCUUAGAGUUUGACAUCUAUUUAAUAAUCUAUCAAGGUCUAUUCGUUAUCACGAAAUAUUCCUGUAACCAGUGGAUUCUUCGAUUUAACUAUCAGGAUAUUUGAGGCGAUUGAAACAAAAUUUACAAAAUUCACUAGAGAUAGUUUACAACUUCCAAUAAAUAAAUGAAUUAAAAAAAAAUACCUCCCGUACCGCGGAUGCCAAAUACAUUUUUCAAACCAGGAACCACCAGGACCAGGAAUAUCCUAUGUACAGAAAUAACAGCCAUUAACCAAUAGAAAUGUGUCCAUUUUAUUAAAAGAGUUAUUUAAAUGCACGCACAGAUUGAAGCAGUUACAGUUCGUUGUGAAAAAACAAAAAGCACUAAUUAUAGAGUGUAAAAAGAUUUCACUUUUGAGACAAACUAAACUUGCGUACGCACAGUAUUAGCAGCUCUUAUAAACAAAUGGGCUGUUAAUGCGUCAAUUUUAAGAUUUUUAAGCUGACGGAAAAUAAAUCUUAUUUUAAUUG
Bombyx mori (domestic silkworm) is the source of this 1721-nucleotide messenger RNA. RefSeq lists its product as uncharacterized. Bases 1 to 1185 code for a protein of 394 amino acids. The record is from RefSeq and is a predicted model, not a curated record. NCBI's taxonomy places the organism in Eukaryota, Metazoa, Arthropoda, Insecta, Lepidoptera, Bombycidae. The transcript has 4 exons.